Messenger RNA from Micromonas commoda, 768 nucleotides. RefSeq lists its product with no specific name. Gene Ontology annotation, biological process: protein folding; protein peptidyl-prolyl isomerization. Gene Ontology annotation, cellular component: catalytic step 2 spliceosome. The record is from RefSeq and is a predicted model, not a curated record. The annotation marks the transcript as partial. Gene Ontology annotation, molecular function: peptidyl-prolyl cis-trans isomerase activity. The transcript has a single exon. Lineage: Eukaryota; Viridiplantae; Chlorophyta; Mamiellophyceae; Mamiellales; Mamiellaceae.
AUGUCAAACGUAUACCAGCUCGAGCCGCCGACGGAGGGGAAGGUGCUGCUGACCACCUCGCACGGCGAGAUCGAGGUGGAGCUGUGGGCGAAGGAGGCACCGAAAGCAUGCCGCAACUUCGUCCAGCUGUGCAUGGAGGGCUACUACGACGGCUGCAUAUUCCACCGCAUCAUCAAGGACUUCAUGAUCCAGACGGGAGACCCCACGGGCACCGGCCGCGGCGGGGAAUCCAUCUACGGCGAGUACUUCAAGGACGAGCUCCACUCGCGGAUCAAGUUCAAUCAUCGCGGGCAGGUUGCCAUGGCCAACGCUGGAGGGCGCGACACCAACGGCAGCCAGUUCUUCAUCACCCUUGAGCGAACCGACUGGAUCGACCGUAAGCACACGAUCUUUGGCAAGGUCACCGGCCACACCAUCUACAACGCUCUGCAGAUCGCCGAUCUCGAGGUGGACGGCGAUCGACCGGUGGAGCCUUACCCGAAGAUCCUCAAGACUGAGAUUGUGUGGAACCCCUUCGAAGACAUCGUCCCGAGGGUCAUGAAGAAGCUGGACGGCGACGUCGACGACGAGGAAGCCGGCGACACGAGAAAAAAGAAGAAGAAGGAGAAGAAGAAGCUCAACCUCCUGAGCUUCGGCGAGGAAGCCGGCGAGGAGGAGGAGGAACUCGCAAAGAUGGCAAAGCCGAAGGUCAAGUCCGUGUUUGACGCCGACGCCGCGGAAAACGAUGGACGCAUCGCCAAACCAGGAUCAGCCGAGGAGGCCGCCGCG